GGGGGUUGCCAGAAUUCCGUGCAUUUCCCACAGCUUCUUGAUAUUUCUUCUCCAGAGAAGUUUUAUCCAGUAUCUCCCUUUCAGUGCAACCAAGCUAACUGGGAACUUUAAAACGCCUUCUCAUCAAGACAGUUGCACCCAAGCCCGUUCACGGCGAAUGGGCCCCCAAUGAACCGCAAACGACCCGUCUUCCACCAAAGAAAAGGUAGAAGUCUCGACAAGACCGCCGAAAGCGCAGGCAGUCCUAUCCAGGGGUCAUUUAUACCCGUCUCGUCUAAUCGGACCCGGUCCCUGUCCCCCCGGAAACACAUCUCAAGACAAUCCGUCCAUAUCAACAUGAACUUGACUGAGUAUCAAAUGGACAGGCUCGCUGAUGCAUUUUCCAACUAUGGGAAUAGUCCCAACCGAAAUUUAGCUACGGACGACCGUGACAAUGCAGACCAUUCAUCCCACAAGUCAUCUCACAAGACUCGCUCUACUGCUGGCCAUAGCGACCAGUUUCAAGCUGCCAAUGGGAAGAAAACUUCGUCUUCCCGCUCUCGCAUCCCGGUUCCCGCAGAGCUUGGCGAGUAUGAGCAGCUGCGUGACGACGAGGGUCAAGAGCUUGCUACCCGCGGCAGCUUCUCGACUACCUUCUCCGACCCGAUGCCUCGGGCUCAAGGCCAAAGCCAAAGCCAGGCUGAACUCGAGGCCACGUCCUCCAUCACUGCCGAAGAUGCGAGAAAGUAUGGUGCAUACACAUCAGUGUACCGGUCACGGGCCGUCCCCGCCGCCUCUCACCCCUUAACCCCCGACCGGCUCCUUCUGCAGCCCAUGGAGGAAGAAGACGACACGUUCUCCUCCUCGUUCUACUCUCAGUUCGAUCAACCUACUGUCACCCAUGCCGGGGCACUGCAUCCACAGAAAGGUACCGUUUCACGACAGAUUGACGAUGUCAUCCAAACCUGUAACCAAUGGAAAGGGGCAAAGACGUCCCCGGUUCGUGAACGGGAAAAUCCGCUUGUCAAUCCCGUCGCCCAGGGCGCCAAGUUCGAUGCCCUGCGACAGCCGGAACCCGACAUCAACGCUUACUCCCCACUCAUGACGUACUUCGCCUUCGAAGGCCUACCGGUUCAGAAGAUAGGCGGCAAGACUCUGAUCGGGGAGCAGGGCUGGUUGGAACGACCAGGUGCCACCAAUACUACUGCUGCCGCCGCUGGGACUAAUAAGCAAAAAGCCGCGUCGCCGAAGAAGGCCGGCCUCGGUCUGUUGGACAGCAUCAAGAAAAUGGCCAGGGAAAUGACGGAAAGCAAGACAAGCCGACGAUCGCGCGAGUCCGACAAGAAAACCAAGAGAUCCUCAUCCCGGAUGACCAUCUCGCUAGACCCCCGCGAGCAGAGCCUCCUCUACUGCGAGCUCGAAUUCCACAUCAGCAACGCCCUACACGCCUACAUCACCAACGAGCUCAACCACGGCCGGCUGGACCCAGACAAGCUGAAGCGGGUCGCCGACAGCUGGGCCGGCAAGGGGCGUCCCAAGCUCGACCUGGUGCACCUGCACCUGGACGACUUCCGCUUCUUCGGCCGCCGGCAGGGCAACCCGCUCGAGAUCGCGGGGCUGCUGCACGCCAUGAAGGUCAACGCGCGCGCCAUGCGCAUCCGCACCUUCUGCCAGCCCGAUUCGGUCAUCGCGAAGCAGCUCGUCGAUGCCCAGGCCCUGUUCAACACCAUUGGGUGCUCCGACCACCAGCUCAUCGCCCUUGCCGAGGUGGCGCAGUUCUUCAAGGUCAUUGUCGAGCGGGAGCUGCAUGAUCGGGAGAGGCUGGAGAGGUUGGGUGCGGGAACCUCCGACUCGAUGCCGGCUGAGGGGGCACCGGCGUCGGCGUCGGCGCCAUCGCGGGCUACGGCUGCGGGUAAGGCGACUUUGUUCUCACCUUCGUCGCCUUCGCGCGGUCCGAGUCGCAAGGAUCGUCAGUGGGAAUCGGCACGCCGUCAAGGCGAUCUCUCGGAGGGGAGGGACCGGUCGUGGUAGUUGAUAAAUUCUGUACGACCGGAGUGUCGAUGAUCCGGCGUCGAUAGC
Messenger RNA from Sodiomyces alkalinus F11, 2058 nucleotides. RefSeq lists its product as hypothetical. The transcript is spliced from 4 exons. Lineage: Eukaryota; Fungi; Ascomycota; Sordariomycetes; Glomerellales; Plectosphaerellaceae. Bases 169 to 2010 code for a protein of 613 amino acids. The record is from RefSeq and is a predicted model, not a curated record.